Callorhinchus milii (elephant shark) is the source of this 916-nucleotide messenger RNA. RefSeq names its product RAB33B, member RAS oncogene family a (gene rab33ba). The record is from RefSeq and is a predicted model, not a curated record. Bases 23 to 667 code for a protein of 214 amino acids. Gene Ontology annotation, molecular function: GTP binding; GTPase activity. The transcript is spliced from 2 exons. Gene Ontology annotation, cellular component: endosome; Golgi apparatus. Lineage: Eukaryota; Metazoa; Chordata; Chondrichthyes; Chimaeriformes; Callorhinchidae. Gene Ontology annotation, biological process: Rab protein signal transduction.
AGGCGGGGAGGGAGGGGGAGGGAUGGCCUCCGCUCCGCUGCCGCUCGGGCCGCCCCCGCGGUGUCGGAUCCUGAAGAUGAUAGUGAUCGGGGACUCGGGAGUCGGGAAGACUUGUCUCACAUUCCGCUUCUGCGCCGGAAAAUUCCCCAACAAAACCGAGGCCACGAUCGGGGUGGAUUUCCGUGAGAAAACAGUGGAGAUCGACGGCGAGAAAAUCAAGAUUCAGCUGUGGGACACUGCAGGCCAGGAGCGUUUUCGGAAGAGCAUGGUGCAGCAUUACUACAGGAAUGUCCACGCUGUGGUCUUUGUUUACGACAUAACCAACAUGGCCACCUUCCAGAGCCUCCCGGCCUGGAUAGAGGAAUGCAAGCAGCACUCGCUCGGCGGAGAAAUCCCGCGCAUCCUGGUGGGGAACAAGUGCGAUCUGAAGGAUGCCACCCAGGUCAGAACAGACCUGGCGCAGAAGUUUGCGGAUACCCACAGCAUGCCGCUGUUCGAAACCUCGGCCAAGAACCCGGGCGACAAUGAUCACGUUGAGGCCAUUUUCAUGACCUUAGCCCACAAACUGAAGAACCACAAGCCCAUGAUGCUCAGUCAGCCACUGCUAGACGAGAACAAGGUCCAACUGGAUCCGGAGCCUAGCCCCGGGGUGGAGUGUUAUUGUUGAAGCUGAGCUGGGGUCGGUUUUCCCCAUGUCAACCAAGAUCCAAAACGACCUGCUGCUAACAUGCUUCCCAUAACCCAGAGACAGCCAAGUGUCCCCCGGUAAAAAGUGAUGUUAACCUGAUCUGCAGGUUCAUUUGCAGACAAAGAAAAGAUAGGGAAGCACAUUGUCUCUAUACUACGUCAAUAUUGUGCAGGUACAGUAUAAGAACAUAGGAACAUAAGAAAUAGGAGCAGGAGUAGGCCAUUCACC